CAACCGCUAGAUGUCUCUAGUGGAUGUUUCAUCCAUCCUUUGACAUUGGUCGUAGUGAGUGUAGUUUAGAAAUUUAUCUCGUCUAGUAGAAUGUUAUGUUUCUUCUUCGCAAAUUUGUUCAUUUUCUUGCGUUAUUUCCAAGUUCUAGUAAAUUUUAUCAAAUGUUUUAAAGCGUGUUUUGACUACGAUGCACGGUUCCUAUCUAUCACUACUCGCAAGAAUUUUUAAAACGACAGAGAAGUUUUUUUUCCGUCGUUCACGUUUGUUAACUGCUGCGUUUAUUACGGGUUUGUUGUUUCUAGGAUGGUUAUUUGUACAUUCGACUAACAACUGGUAUCAAUGGUAUCAUAUUAAACAAGAUGCCUUUCAAGAUCCUUCCUUCUUGACCAUAUACUGUAAUCCUGGCAGAUUAGGUAAUCAAAUGUCAACGUACGCAGCUUUACUGGGAUUAUCUAAACUAAAUAAUCGUACACCAUAUGCGCAACAUUGUAACAUGAUUCACCUCCGACCUUAUUUUUAUGUAAGUGCUGCAGAAAUUCAAGAAAUUCCAAAAAAUAAGAGGCGAGAUUAUCCACUAGCUCCGUAUUUUCGUCCUGAAGAUAGUCACAUCCCAACGGAUAAAAGUGUACUCAGUGGAUAUGGAUUUCCCAAUUCAUAUACGUUUUUUGAUCAUAUAAGAAAUAUAAUUCGCAGAGAAUUUCAAUUUAAGGAAUUUUUAGUGUCUUAUGUUCAAACAUUUCUUUUAACUUUGAGAGAGCAGAAACCGAAAGCAUUAUUUGUUGGUGUUCAUGUGAGGAGGACGGAUUAUUGCAAGUGGUUAAAAAAAUACAGCGGACGAAAAGUAAAUUUACUCUAUUUUAACGAAGCUUUCAAGUAUUUUCGUAAUAAAUAUAGUAAUGUGAUCUUUAUAGUAGUUAGCGAUGAUCGAAGAUGGUGUCGUAAAUAUCUAACUAAGUGGUCUGAUGUAGUGGUCGCACCAACUCCUCCCGAAGCAGCUUAUGAUUUGGCUCUUCUAUCUCAGUGCAAUCAUACAAUUAUAACUUAUGGCACAUUUGGCUUUUGGGGAGCUUAUUUGGCGGGUGGCGAUACUGUUUAUUUCGCAGAAUAUUUAAUGCCAAAUUCAACGUUCUUAACGGAUCACUUGCCUUAUAAUAAAACUUAUCUGCCUGAAUGGAUCGGUAUUACUGCUAAGAAUAACAAAGUUUCAAAUAGGUUUGAAGAAAAGGAUAAACUGUGUGAUUUGCCUUGGUAUCAAAUAUUUUGGGAUUGGUUAUGGUAUAGUUGAAAUCAAAGUAUUAAAUUGAGACGUUAGAAGAUGGAAUUUAAAUACUUCAAAGAGUGUUAAUUAAAACAAGUGAUAAAUUAAUUGCAAAAUAUAUUUUUUAAUACGUAAAGAUAUUUUAUUAACUUUUUGCAUUCAUGUGAGAAUGAAAUCGAGGAAUAUGCCGAUAAUAAACUGCGCGCUAAUAAUUUAUCAAAUGCCCGACUUGGGAAAAACAUUUUUUCAUAGUUAAAUCCAAAAUUAAUUAAGCAUUUUAAAUUUAAAUACACUUAAAGUUGUAAUGCUUUCAUUUAAAAUAUGCUUCAACUAAAUGAUUGCAUCUCGUAUUCGUAGUUUAUUUCCUUAUCCUAUUCAAAUAAACAACCUUGCUUUUUAUAAUGAUGUAUCCGUCCAUUACUUUAAGAUCACCUUUAAAAUUUGGUAGCAAACGAUAAUAUGAAACGUUUAACAAGCAACCAUCAUUUAUAACUAAAAAAAAUUUAUUUUCAAUGCGCAGAAAUACUAAUUUUCAUGCGAAAAAAUCGAAUUAAUAAAAUUAUAAAAUUUUCGAUAUAUACAGUAAUUUAUAUAAUAAUCUUAUAUUUGAAUAGUUAAAAAAUAUUUUUAAUUGUUAGAAUGAAAAUGAACUCAAAUAUUUAUGGAUAAAAAAUCAUGAAUUUAUUGAAGUUUGAAUUUAAAUAUUUUAUGAAAAAUUAAAUUUAUUGUAAAUGUUAUGAGAUUGAAAUAUUUAUUAGAUUAAGAGACUAAAUAUAUGUGCAAUAUUUGUUAGAAGUAUUGCAGAAGCCAGUGUAAGUUGUAUUUUCCAAGAUAUAUUCUAUACAGUUUUCGCAUUAAGCUAUUGUAUGUGCAAUGUUUUUAAUAAAUAUUUUACUGUGUUGUUCUAUAA
Molecule: messenger RNA, 2168 nt
Organism: Centruroides sculpturatus (bark scorpion)
Lineage: Eukaryota; Metazoa; Arthropoda; Arachnida; Scorpiones; Buthidae
Product: galactoside 2-alpha-L-fucosyltransferase 2-like
Exons: 2
Coding region: 188-1285 (365 amino acids)
Biological process (GO): carbohydrate metabolic process
Cellular component (GO): membrane
Molecular function (GO): galactoside 2-alpha-L-fucosyltransferase activity
Source: RefSeq, a predicted model, not a curated record